Babesia bovis T2Bo is the source of this 1093-nucleotide messenger RNA. RefSeq names its product DnaJ domain family protein. The transcript is spliced from 3 exons. The record is from RefSeq and is a predicted model, not a curated record. Bases 57 to 1064 code for a protein of 335 amino acids. Gene Ontology annotation, molecular function: nucleic acid binding; zinc ion binding. NCBI's taxonomy places the organism in Eukaryota, Apicomplexa, Aconoidasida, Piroplasmida, Babesiidae. Gene Ontology annotation, cellular component: cytoplasm.
AUAGUACAGUGUAUUAUUUUACAUAUGCUCAACACGCUCUGGCCUUGGAUCAUACCAUGGCUGAGACCAUCAAGUCGCUCCUGGAUGAAUGUUGUUAUUAUAAAAUCCUAGGCGUCGAAUUCGACGCAACCAAUGAAGAUAUAAGAAAGAAGUAUCUUGAAAGGGCUCGAACCUACCAUCCAGAUAAGCGACCGCCUGAGGAAAAGGAUGAUUGUAAUAUAGUAUUCCACAAAAUACAACAAGCAUACGAAUGCCUUUCAAACAAAGAAAAUAGAGAAUGGUAUAACAAGAAUCGACAACGAAUUCUAAAAUCGAAAAAGACGCAUGAUAAGACAGAAUUUGAUAUUUGGUAUUAUUUCAGACCAUGCUAUAAUGGAUUUGAUGAAUCGAAACCGAAUAAUUUCUACCAAGUUUACUCCAAGUGCUUCGCACAAAUAGUUGAAUUGGAAAAGGAAGAGCUGAUACAUGAAGGAAAUGACGACAUAUACGAGUAUCCGCCAUUCGGCACAUCGCAAAGUACAUCACAAGAUGUUAACAAAUUUUAUAAGUUUUGGCAUGAUUUUGUCACCGUCAGAACAUUCAUUUGUGAAGAAAACUGGGAAAUAGAAGGAAGAAUGAAUCGCAGAUUUGUUGAAAGACAAUAUAAAAAGGAAAAUAGUAAAUUAAAAAAGGAAUAUAAUGAUAACGUAAGAAACCUCGUAAAUAUAGUUAAGAAAGUCGAUCCAAGAGUACAAAGAAUAAAAGAAGAGCAAAAUGAACUGAAGAUGCUCAAGGAACUGGAUAAACUAAAAGUACAACAAAAAAUUGAAGCAAUGAAACAUGUAAUGAAAGAAGAAAUCGUAAACAAUAUGAAGGAUAACAUUCAUGAAAUUGAGAUGCAAAGAGAACUAUUACGCAAACAAGAAGUUUGUAGAGUUUUUGCUUCUCACUAUGAAGAGGAUAAACCGCAAGUAGAAAAGGAAUACUUUCCAUGUGAAGUAUGUAACAAAGUAUUCGGGUCCAAUAAUCAAUUGGAGAACCAUCUUAGAUCGAAACAGCACAUCAAAAACGCAAAACUUAAAUAAAAAAUAUAUACAAUAUAUAUGCGUAGAAU